Messenger RNA from Ahaetulla prasina, 953 nucleotides. RefSeq names its product surfeit 2 (gene SURF2). Lineage: Eukaryota; Metazoa; Chordata; Lepidosauria; Squamata; Colubridae. The record is from RefSeq and is a predicted model, not a curated record. The transcript has 6 exons. Bases 41 to 856 code for a protein of 271 amino acids.
UUCCGGGUCGCGCCGCCGCGACUUCCGGUGGCGCGGAAACAUGGCCGACGGGCCGAGCGGGCGAGAAGGAGAAAGCGGCGAGGCGGGAUCGUCGUCGCUGCUGCCGCUCCCCUCCGAGCUGGAGCGGUUCCUGCAGGGGCACCCGAGCUUGCGAGUCCUCCCUCCGGGGAAAAAGAUCCGCUGCACGUUGACUGGCCAUGAGCUACCUUGCCGCUUGCCCGAACUCCAAGCUUUUACAGCCGGGAAGAAAUACCUGCGUAUGAGCAAGACCUCCGCGGUUUUGGACUACAGCGAGUACGAACCUCACAUCGUGCCGAGCACCAAAAACCCGAAUCAGCUAUUCUGCAAACUCACCCUGCGUCAUCUCAAUAAGAUCCCGGAGCAUCUUCUCCGCCACGUCCGAGGCCGGCGUUAUCAGAAGGCGCUUCGACGAUAUGAAGAAUGUCAGAAAGAAGGGCUGGAAUACGUCCCGGCUUGUCUCUUGCAGAAACGGCGACGGCGACAGAAAGAAACGGACAACGGUCUUUGCGAAAGGAGAGCGAAGCCCAGGGGAGCAUUCUGGGAACCUUCCGCCAGCGACGAAGGGGGCAAUGAAACUGACGACAGCCUGAGUGAUUUGUACCCAGCUGAGCUGUUCCCAAGGAAAAACGCCACAGGCAAGGAGACCCACGACGAACCUAUGAGCGACAGCGACGAAGAGACUGCGAGGCCAGUGGUGGCAAAUGGCAGCCGGGCCGAAACGAUGGAGGUCGAUUCACAGCCAGCCACGAAAAGGAGAAAGAAACAAGUCGGCCCUCACAAGAAGAAAUUUAAGAAGUGGAACAGAAAAUCUAAAAAGCUUCGGAAGAGCAAUUAACAGGAACCGAGUCUUUCUGUUGGAUCAAGCCGCAGUUUGUUUAGUGUGGCGAGAAGACUAUCCUCAGAACUCAAACAUCUUGCAUUUUAUUUAACUA